UGCAGCCCUCCUGCAUCUCUGCAGCACGCAAACCGUCCGUCUAGAGGGUCCUCCUGACGACGACACGUUCGCGCUUCAAACACCGUCUUUGUCUGCGUGAAACACCCUCUCGCCUACGUCACAAUGGCCUCAGGCGAGAAACCCAUCACCUUUGGGGCGACCAUUGAGCGCCCAACCAGCCUUUUAGCUCUCGACCCUCCUCUCCGCUCCCCGCCCUCCAACGACUCCACCAUGUCGUCCGCAACAGCAGAGGCCGCCAAGAAGGAGUGGGCUCUCGACCCAUCCAACCCCUACUCGGCCUUCUACAAGCACCCCGAAGCUCGCCGCUCCAUGGACGGCGCCAGCGCCCCCCAGAGCAAGACACACCUCAACGUCACCACCUACGAACCUCGCGAUCUCGAAGCCGGCGUCCCCCUGUCGGCAGCCACCACACAACAGCCCAAAACCUCCGUCGAUGGUCGCGUCAAGGAGUGCACCAUGUGGCCCUCAAGACAGGCCGUCUUGGACAAGCGGAAGACGGCCGUCCGGACCCGUGGCUGCGCUUUCUUCCGGAACUUGACCAGCAAGCAGAGACUGUGGGCUAAGAUCAUCAUCGCUCUCCUCGUCGUGGCUGCUGCGGUAGGUCUCGGCGUGGGCAUCUCGAGAGCUGUUGGCGGCGGUGUCUGGGCUGGCCAGGGCAGGAACAAGGAGAUUCCACAUAACUGAGCUUGGGCUGCUUGACAACAGUACACACCCUCUCUCUCUCCCGCAAACACGCCACUUUGACAAACUUUGCUUCAACAACAUCAUUUCUUGAUAUCCAUUGCCGACUUCACUGUCCAUUGUUUUUCCGGUCAUGUCCAUACCACUCCCGCCUUCCUCUGUUUCCUUGGUUUCGGCGUCCAUCUGCUUUGCGUCGAUGCAACAAUCACAUGGGUUUAGGCGUACACAAUGGGCGACUUUUUUCAAUUUGCAUUCUGUACAUGCAUUCGGAGCGACGGAGCAUAAUGGGUUCAAUACACGUUUACUUUUUGGGAAUGGGGUUACAUUUGUAGACAUGGGAAGAAGAAAUCCU
This is a messenger RNA of Cucurbitaria berberidis CBS 394.84, 1054 nucleotides long. RefSeq lists its product as uncharacterized. The record is from RefSeq and is a predicted model, not a curated record. Lineage: Eukaryota; Fungi; Ascomycota; Dothideomycetes; Pleosporales; Cucurbitariaceae. The transcript has 2 exons. The coding region runs from base 124 to 705 and encodes 193 amino acids.